GGUAGGGAGGGCCUUGGAUCCGGUUUUUAAGGGGGAGAGAAAUUCUUAUGGAGGGUCCUCUGCUUUAAUCCAAAGGAAGAAACUGAGGAGGCCCUCUGGUGUUGGUGGUAGUGUUCGUCUUCGCGGCGGUGCUUGAGCCAGAGCCGGAGGUUGUUUUGGUGGUGGCGUGGGCGGGGACUACGAAGCAACAAGUGCCACGCUGGGGUGGUGGCGAUUUCGGGCUUCACCCUGACGGGGCCCCCACCAUUUCUCUCUCUCUGUCUCUCUCUGAUCCCGGUUUCUAACUGGUUUCUCUAAAUGAUAUUUGUGAAAUGAAGGUUCUAGAUUUUUGAGAGCUGGUUCGGGGUCCGAUCCGUGUGUUUUGUGGUAUGGAGUAGCUGGACGGACAGUGGAAGAGUGAAGAAGAGGAUUGAUAUGAUACAUUAAGAUGUCCCUUAAAAGCAUUGUACGUGAGUUGUGGGAGUUAAAGGAUGGAAUGGGGAGCAUGUCAAGGCGGGGAGGGGAAAGGAAACAUUGGCAUAGAAAGAGAACGUCACAUAUUGCUCCUGAUCAGGUACCACCACCCUCAUCUGAAGUAAUUCAGCAGGGCCGGUGGUCGAAUUUACCGCCGGAAUUGCUCUUGGACAUAAUCCGGAGGGUAGAAGAUAGUGAGACAUCCUGGCCUGCUCGGGCUGUCGUUGUCUUUUGUGCUUCUGUUUGCAAGUCAUGGAGGACGAUUACUAGGGAGAUUGUCCAAACUCCCGAGCAAUGCGGAAGGCUCACAUUUCCUAUCUCAUUGAAGCAGCCGGGGCCUCGUGAAUCUCCAAUACAGUGCUUUAUCAGGAGGGACAGAGCCACUUCUACAUAUUGUUUAUACUACGGUCUGGUGCCUUCCGAAGAUGAGAAUGAUAAAUUGUUGUUAGCAGCCAAAAAGAUUAGAAGGGCAACAAGCACGGAUUUUGUUGUAUCUUUGGUCGCAGAUGAUUUUUCUCGGGCAAGCAGUACAUAUGUUGGUAAACUGAGGUCUAAUUUCUUGGGUACAAAGUUCACCAUAUAUGACAGCCAACCUCCAUGUGAAUCCACAGUUCAACUAAAUAGUCGAUCCAGUCGUAGAUUUCAUUCUAAGCAGGUGUCUCCGAGAGUUCCAGCGUGUAACUACAGUGUAGGGACGGUCUCCUAUGAGCUCAAUGUUCUUCGAACAAGAGGGCCAAGGAGAAUGCAUUGCAUCAUGCAGUCCAUACCUGUCUCUUCUAUUGAGGAGGGAGGAAAGGCUCCAACACCAACAUCAUUCCCAAACUCCUUUGAUCAGCAGCAGUUUUCUCCUCUACCAGCUCCAAAAGGAAAAGAUACGGUCACAGAUUUUAGCUCAAGUAGCCUCUCAGAGCCGUCAGUAUCCAUCCAGAGCUCAGUAGAGCCACUGGUUCUUAAAAACAAGGCUCCUAGAUGGCAUGAACAGCUGCAGUGCUGGUGCUUGAAUUUCAGAGGGCGUGUUACCGUGGCUUCUGUCAAGAAUUUCCAGCUUGUGGCAUCUGUUGGCACAUCCCACAAUGUUUCAGCUGCAGACCAAGAAAAGGUAAUCUUACAGUUUGGAAAGAUUGGAAAAGAUAUCUUCACCAUGGAUUAUCGCUACCCACUCUCUGCCUUCCAAGCCUUUGCUGUCUGCUUGAGCAGCUUUGAUACUAAACCGGCCUGUGAAUGAAACCCAUGUUGAUUGGAGAUCGUGUUCCCCAAUGUGCUGAAUUUCUUCUCAAAUUUUUGGGAAUAUAUAAAUAUGAUCUUCCUGGAAAUUCAUCAUGCAUGGCCAUUCACAACCGAGAGAAUCUUGUGCUGCCAGUGGUUUUCCUUUCUUCUUUUCGACUUCUAUGUUGUUCCAUCACUUAGCACUGCUGAAAUUAAUUUAAAAAAUAAGUUAGUGAAUUAUAUCUCUCUUUAUUUUAUUUA
Carya illinoinensis is the source of this 1920-nucleotide messenger RNA. RefSeq names its product tubby-like F-box protein 5. NCBI's taxonomy places the organism in Eukaryota, Viridiplantae, Streptophyta, Magnoliopsida, Fagales, Juglandaceae. Gene Ontology annotation, molecular function: protein binding. The transcript is spliced from 5 exons. The record is from RefSeq and is a predicted model, not a curated record. Bases 428 to 1678 code for a protein of 416 amino acids.